Molecule: messenger RNA, 2315 nt
Organism: Papaver somniferum (opium poppy)
Lineage: Eukaryota; Viridiplantae; Streptophyta; Magnoliopsida; Ranunculales; Papaveraceae
Product: protein ACCELERATED CELL DEATH 6-like
Exons: 7
Coding region: 276-2315 (679 amino acids)
Molecular function (GO): protein binding
Source: RefSeq, a predicted model, not a curated record
ACUCAACGUCAGUUGGAUGUUUUAGCAACAAGUUUCACCACCCUUAUACAAACGCUAAACCAAAAUGCAAAGUAUAUGAAUCAUGUUAGUUUUUGUGAUCAACUUGGUCGACAUGAAGUUAUCGACCAACAAAAUCUGGCCGUCUUACCUCAACAGCCUACUACAUCGUGUCCUGAUGAUAACAAUAACCCCGGUGAUGAAGUAGCCGUUGAACUCGCAGCUGUUACGCAAGAAACAAUAACAGCAACAACUGUAAUCUGAAAGAAUCUGCACUUAUGCGACCAGAAAAUGAUUCUGUAGUACACGAGAUGUCUUUUCGGAAGAAUUGCUUGAAUGAUCUACUUAAUAGAGACCGUAAUAUUAUUCUUAAUACUGAUCAAAAUGUGGAAGAAAUUUUGCCUCCAAAAACUCCUUCCCCAAAGCUUGAUUCUGGUACUCCCGUAAGGAGCUUUGUUGUGGUCGAAUACAUGUCACUGUACCAAUCAGCUCAAGAAGGUGACUGGGAGAAAGCCCAAGAGUUGUUUAAUGGUAAUCCAAGCUCGAUGACAGCAAUAAUCACAAUCGAGUCAGACACGGCACUACUUGUAGCUGCAGAUCACAAACAGUGGGAAUUUGUCGAGAAACUUGUAAGAUGCAUGCCGCAGGAAGCACUUGGACUAAAAGAAACCAAAUUUGGUUACACUGCACUUCACAUUGUUGCUAGAGAAGGAAAGACAAGAAUUGCUGAAGCAAUGGUGACCAAAAACAACAAUCUGACACAAAUACGUGAUAACGAAGGAAGAGUACCACUUUUAAUUGCUUCCUUGUUCGUUUCACUUGGGAAAAAGGAGACGAUUGAGUAUCUUCUUAGUGUCACUAAGGAUGAGAAUCCAAGUCCCUUAUCUGGUCCUGACGGUGCUGCACUAAUGUGUAAUUUACUUGAUGCAGACUACUAUGACAUUGCUCUGUCUCUCUUUCAUCGGUCUCCCGAGUUGGUUAUGGAAAAGGCGAAAAACAGCAAUAUGUGGCCUCUAGAAGUGAUGGCUCAAAGACCGUUCAACUUUCAAAGUGGAAGUAAAUUAAAUUUCUGGCAACGGAGCAUCUACUCAAUGGUUCAUGUGGACGUGCCAAUUUCAACUAACAGUAACAAUAUAGACGACCCGGAGAAUCCAGCAGUGACAGCUGAAUCCUCGCCAACAAGCCGAACCAUGACCAUUCUCUAUUGGCUCUGCCAAGUCCCCGGCAUCAAACAUUUAUACAAGCAAAUAUACAAACAAAAGUCGAUGCAUGGACAUGCCUCCAGUUUAGUUAAAGGUAUGUUUGCACAACUUAAUCAGAUGACCACUGAGGCCGAGGAAGCAGAUUUUUUUGAGAAUUCUGGGGUAUUGAAGACAGCUAUAAAAUUUGGGACAACUGAACUUGUUGAAGAGUGUCUAAAAGAAUUUCCUUACCUAAUCUGGACUAAAAUGAUGAAGAAUCAAACACUAAUCCAAAUGGCAAUUGAAGAACGAAAUGAAAAUAUUUUGAAUCUCAUGUGCAAGAUUAGUGAGGAAGAUAAAAACGAACUGGUUUCUAGAAAAGAUAAGGAUGGUAAUGGGGUCUUGCACUAUGCCGCCAAGUUAGCGCCUUUCCCUCGACUCAAUUUAGUUUCAGGUGCAGCUCUACAGAUGCAACGAGAGAUGCAGUGGUUUAAGGGUGUGAAAAAUAUGGUACUAAAAUCGGAAAGAUUGGUCAGAAAUAAAGAUGGGUUUACAGCCCAAUCUAUAUUCACAACGCAACACAAGGAGCUGAUGAGGGAAGGAGAAAAAUGGAUGAAGGACACUGCUCAAUCUUGCAUGCUGGUGGCCGCCCUUAUCGCUACAGUAGUAUUUGCUGCAGCUUUUACUGUGCCUGGUGGAAAUUUCAAUAAUGAUGAAAGUAGUGAUAGAGGCAUCCCAAUUUUCUUGAACGAAAAUUCAUUCAUGAUUUUCGCCAUAGCAGAUGCCUUGGCUCUAUUUUCCUCAAUCACAUCAAUUCUUAUGUUCUUAGCCAUUCUGACAUCACGAUAUGCAGAAGAAGAUUUCCUCCUUUCUUUACCAACAAAACUGAUACUUGGUCUUGCAACUCUCUUUUUCUCUAUAGUCACGAUGAUGGUAGCCUUUGGUGCAGCACUUGAUAUUGUGCUUGUGCAUAGAUUAAGGUGGGUUCCUAUUCCUAUAGUGCUAUUUGGUUUCGUGCCUGUUACCUUAUUUGCAUUACUGCAGUUUCCAUUGUUGGUGACAAUGGUGAGUUCUACUUAUUGGCCUCACAUCUUUGGCAAACAAAGCAAACAUAUGUUUCGUUUGUCUAAUAGCUAA